Messenger RNA from Chrysoperla carnea, 1436 nucleotides. RefSeq names its product farnesol dehydrogenase-like. Lineage: Eukaryota; Metazoa; Arthropoda; Insecta; Neuroptera; Chrysopidae. Bases 35 to 790 code for a protein of 251 amino acids. The transcript has 5 exons. The record is from RefSeq and is a predicted model, not a curated record.
UUUUCAAUCAAGUGAUUGAAUUGUUAAGACAAACAUGAGUCAAUGGAUCGGGAGAGUAGCUGCUGUGACAGGUGCCAGUACAGGAAUUGGUGCUGAAAUUUCUGCCCAGUUAGUAAAAUCUGGCUUAAAGGUUGUUGGGCUUGCACGAAGAGUCGAUCGUUUACAGAAAUUGAAAGACGAUUUAUCGAAAUUUGGUGAAUAUCAUCCUGUUCAAUGUGACGUCACUAAAGAGGAAACAAUUGUGAAAGCUUUUAAUUGGAUUGAUGAUAAUUUAGGUGGUGUUGAUAUUUUAGUUAAUAAUGCUGGAAUUUUGAAGAAUUCGUCACUAACCAGAGGAAAAACGGAAGACUGGAAACAAGUAUUUGACACAAAUGUGUUAGGCUUAUGUAUUGCAUCACGUCAAGCGAUAGCUUCAAUGGAAAAACGUAAUGUUGCUGGAUAUGUAAUUCAUAUAAACAGUAUUGCUGGUCAUCAAAUUCAUCCGCAAGUUGCACCUGUAUUAAAUGUUUAUGUUGCAUCAAAACAUGCGGUUACUGCUUUAACCGAAACCUUGCGAUUAGAAUUACUUACUAAAAACUCCGAUAUUCGUGUAUCAAGUGUAAGUCCAGGUGCUGUGCGUUCAGACAUAUUGGAGGCUUCGCAAUUACAAAAUUCUAGCUUUGUUAAUGAAAUCAACAACUGUGUUUUACAACCAAUUGACAUUGCUAAUGCAGUUUUAUAUUUACUAUCUACGCCACCUUCUGUGAAUGUAACUGAAUUGACAAUUAUGCCUUUGAAAGGAACUACGUAAGAAUAGGAAAGAAACUAAGCACUUUAUAAAAAUUGUCUGUUUAUCUUGUCAUAAAUAAAUUAAUAUUAAUAAGUUAACUAUAAUUUUAAAAAGUUAAUAAUUUUUUCUCUCUUAUGUUUUGGGAAAAAAUAGCGGCAAAAUUUUCUACUCAAUUGGAAGCAAAGGAGCUGGCAAAAUACAACCUUAUAUUUAAAAAUUCUUAUUAUUAUGAAAUGACAUUUUGAUGUCAUGAUUUGAAAAAACUGUUUUAAGUGAUUCAGAGAUACUACAAAAUAAAUUUUCUGGGUUUAACGAUGCCUUGAAAGGCUUAUACAAUUUUAUAUAUACACUUUUCCUAAACACUAAAAAUGGCGAAUUUCGGCUAUACUCACAUGAAUUCGAAAUAUAUUUAAGAAACAUCUUAUAUAUAUAAAUUCUCUUUCAUGUCCACACGAUAUCUUCCCUAUUCCUUUAUCAAAUUCCAUGAUUGAUCCGAGGUUUUAAAGCUUAUCGUGCCAGCUGCUAUAAAAAAAUAGAUUCACGGUUUAAAAUAAACCACUUAAGAAAAACCAGGCUAGAGAAAUUAUUUAAACAUUUUAUUUCAUUAUGCAAUUUGUAUAUCAGAUCUGUAUUAAAAAUGCCUAUAAAUAAAAAUAAAAUAAAUUAC